GACCAGUAUGUCUGUCCGGUUUAGCUCCCAGACCUUCAGCUCUCGCUCUGCAGCCUUCCCUCGAAGGGGAGGCCAGCGGCUGAUGAGCUCAGUGUCCUCCAGGGGCAGCUCAGCCAGCCAGAUGGGGGGCUUCGGAAGCAGCAGUCUCUAUGGUCUGGGUUCUGGGAGGACCCGAGUAUCUGUGGGAUUCCCCUCUGCCUAUGGAGGGGCCUCAGGAGGAGGCUUUGGAGCCAGAGGGGCUGGCAUCCAUGAGGUGACCAUCAAUCAGAACCUGCUGGCCCCACUCAAUUUAGAGAUCGACCCCCAGAUCCAGCAGGUGCGCAAGGAGGAACGAGAGCAGAUAAAGACCCUUAACAACAAGUUUGCCUCCUUCAUUGACAAGGUACGCUUCCUGGAGCAGCAGAACAAGAUGCUGGAGACCAAGUGGAGGCUCCUCCAAGAUCAGAAGUCCUCCAAAGGCAGCUGCCUUCCAUCCAUCUUUGAAGCCCAGAUUGCCAACCUGAGGCGGCAGCUGGACGGACUUGAGGGAGACCGGGGUCGCCUGGAGGGGGAGCUGAAGAACAUGCAGGAUGUGGUGGAGGACUUCAAGAAUAAGUAUGAAGAUGAAAUCAAUAAGCGUACAGCUGCUGAGAAUGAAUUUGUGGUGUUGAAGAAGGAUGUGGACAGUGCCUACAUGAACAAGGUAGAACUUGAGGCCAAGGUGGAUGGCCUGACUGAUGAGAUCAAUUUCCUGAGAGCACUUCAUGAAAUGGAGCUGAAUGAGCUGCAGACCCAGAUCUCAGACACUUCUGUGGUGCUCUCCAUGGACAAUAGUCGUAACCUGGACCUGGACAGUAUCAUUGCUGAUGUCAAAGCUCAGUAUGAGGAGGUUGCCAACCGCAGCCGGGCUGAAGCUGAAUCCUGGUACCAGACUAAGUUUGAGACUCUCCAGGCGCAGGCUGGGAAACAUGGUGAAGACCUUCGAAGCACACGGAGUGAAAUCGCUGAGAUGAAUAGAGCCAUCCAGAGGCUGCAGGCUGAGAUCGACAAUGUCAAGAACCAGCGUGCCAAACUGGAGGCCUCCAUCGCGGAGGCUGAGGAACGUGGGGAGCUGGCUCUCAAGGAUGCCCGGGCCAAGCAGGAGGAGCUGGAGGCUGCCCUGCAAAGGAGCAAGCAGGAAAGGGCCCGGCAGCUGCGUGAGUACCAGGAUCUGCUCAAUGUCAAGCUGGCCCUGGACAUCGAGAUCGCCACCUAUCGGAAGCUGCUGGAGGGCGAAGAGAGCAGGUUGGCUGGAGAUGGAGUUGGAGCUGUCAAUAUCUCCGUGAUGAAUUCAGUUGGAGGAAGUUUAGGCAGUGGCAUGAGCUUUGGCGGAACAAUGGGCAGCAAUGCCCUUGGUUUCUCCAGUGGAGCUGGAUCUGGGACCUUGAAGAAUUAUUCUAUCAGAACCACGUCUUCCACCCGGAGGAGCAUCCGGAACUGAGCUAAGGAGCGACUGAGGCUUGAGUAAAGAGAAAUGGCAAUGAAGAAGAGAGAGAGAUUCCCCUUGUACCCUAGUUCACCCUUUGAUCUGCCUCCUCUCUCUGGAGCUACAGUGAGGAAAGAGAUAUGGAGAAGCCGGAUCUGUAGAUGGUUUUUUUUCCUUGUUCCUUGCCCACCCCACCCCAACCCCAUUUUCCUUCACCACUAUAUAACAGAUGAGAAAGUAGAGAUUACUGUGUCUUGGGGCCUAUGGGGAGUAUUUGAAAAAAACUCUUAAUAAAAUUGUUCUGCUCAG
This is a messenger RNA of Trichosurus vulpecula (common brushtail), 1753 nucleotides long. It is a transcript of the gene KRT7, whose product is annotated as keratin 7. Gene Ontology annotation, biological process: intermediate filament organization; keratinization. Lineage: Eukaryota; Metazoa; Chordata; Mammalia; Diprotodontia; Phalangeridae. Gene Ontology annotation, molecular function: structural constituent of skin epidermis. Gene Ontology annotation, cellular component: keratin filament. The coding region runs from base 8 to 1459 and encodes 483 amino acids. The record is from RefSeq and is a predicted model, not a curated record. The transcript is spliced from 9 exons.